This is a messenger RNA of Aspergillus sclerotioniger CBS 115572, 1765 nucleotides long. RefSeq names its product tyrosyl-tRNA synthetase. Gene Ontology annotation, molecular function: ATP binding; tyrosine-tRNA ligase activity. The record is from RefSeq and is a predicted model, not a curated record. Gene Ontology annotation, biological process: tyrosyl-tRNA aminoacylation. Lineage: Eukaryota; Fungi; Ascomycota; Eurotiomycetes; Eurotiales; Aspergillaceae. The transcript has 7 exons. Bases 299 to 1447 code for a protein of 382 amino acids.
AUUGAAAGAACAGUGUGAAGGAUUGCGUUUCUUCCCUGGAAGAACUCAGGUCGGGAUCAACCAUUGUUCCGGCUCAGGCCAUUCCUCCAUCUCUCCAUCUCUCCAUUCCUCCAUCCCCGCCUUGUUCGGAAUGCUUCUCGGAAUUGUUUACUCAAGAUUCCCAACUUCCGGUCCUGUGUCGCAUAUAUCUUUCCCGUUCUUGUUCUUCCUCAUCUGAAGGCUACCUCAGCAUCUCGUUCCACUCCCUAUCAUGCUCUCACGUAUCUGAAGUGGUCUCCUGGCACGCUCCGUCGCAGUCAUGGAUCCCGAGGCCCAAGCGCGCUUCGACCUCAUCAGCGAAAACCUCGCCGAGGUCCUCAAUCCCGAAUUAAUUGAGAGUAUUCUGAUCGAAAAGAGAAGCCCACGAGUGUACUGGGGAACUGCCACAACGGGCCGGCCUCAUACCGGCUAUUUCGUCCCCGCAUUAAAGAUCGCACAACUCCUCAAGGCCGGAUGCAAUGUCGUCGUCCUACUGGCUGACAUUCACGGAUUUCUCGACAACCUCAAAGCACCACUCGAUCUGGUCGAGAGCCGUGCACAAUACUAUCGCAAGGUCAUUACGGCAAUUCUGGAGUCGGUGGGGGUGUCUACGGAAGAGCUGGAAUUUGUUUUCGGGAGUUCCUACCAGAAAAGUCCCGAAUAUGUCAUGGAUGUAUAUCGACUGUCCUCUUUGACUUCAGAGCAUGAUGCCAAACGAGCUGGAGCGGAAGUCGUCAAGCAGUCCAACAAUGCGCCUUUAAGCGGCCUCUUGUAUCCUAUCUUGCAAGUGCUUGAUGAGGAGCACCUAAAUGCCGAUGCGCAACUAGGAGGUAUGGAUCAGAGGAAGCUGUUUGUGGCCGCAACGGAGUGGCUACCUAAACUUGGAUAUCGAAAGCGUUGCCACCUGGUCAACAAAAUGGUAGCUGGGCUACAGGGAGGCAAGAUGAGCUCUAGCGAUCAAGAUAGCAAAAUUGAUCUUCUUGACCCUCCGGAGAGCGUUUCGAAGAAGAUUCGCAAAGCCGAAGCAGCCCCGCGUGUCGUCGAAGAAAACGGUGUUCUUGCAUUAGUCGAGUUUAUCCUGCUCCCCGCAGCCGCUUUGAAAGGAAUCAAGGAAUUCCGAGUUGAGCGCAGGGAUGCAGAGCCCUUAGUCUACACUGACAUUCAGCAGCUUCACGACGAUUACAAGAAUGAUAUCUUAACGCCACAACUUCUCAAGCCAGCCGUUGCAGCCGCGUUGGCCAGCCUUAUGGCACCAAUCCAGAAAGCAUAUCAGGACUCACUUGACUGGCAAGAAAUCACAUUAAAGGCCUACUCGCCAGCAGUUCAAAAGAAACAGAAGAAGGUCAAAGAUAAGGGCUCCCGCUACCCGGGUUCCAACAAGGACCAAAACCUGGAGAAGGCCACCGAUCCUCAAGAUCAAUACUUAUAAGCCAAGAAGGGGGUGUCUAGAAUUUUUAGAAUUCUCAAGCUUUCAACCCGUGUGAACGUACCGCAAGAAAUUUGUUGCCAAUCCAGAUGGGAACCCUCUCCACCGAGGUAGUGGUCACAGUCCCUGAUACAAAUCCUCUUGUGAAAUUCAGGUAGCAGAAACCCCUUUUAUCCUGUCAGAUCCCAAUUACGAUCGAUCGUGACAGUACUAAUAGUACGGAUGGUGUAUCAUACCCCAUCGUACGUGGGAUGGAAAUGGCUUACCAAGCCGGGUGGGUGCCGAUAUUAACUCCGACAAUUAUUACUAUAUGUUAUUACU